Prorocentrum cordatum is the source of this 404-nucleotide messenger RNA. The record is from the annotation of a GenBank genome assembly. NCBI's taxonomy places the organism in Eukaryota, Dinophyceae, Prorocentrales, Prorocentraceae.
CCUCCCCUCCUCCCUCCCCCCUCCCCUUCCCUCCCCUGACUCCCCCCCUCCCCUGUUGUAGGUGCGUCGACUUCGUCCCUUUGCGCGGGGGAGCGAUGGGCAGAGGUUGCCCAUGGCUGCUUGCCGUGGUCCUCAUCGCGACGGCGUCGCACGCUGGCGUUGGGCGUUGCCUGGACGAGGACGAGAGAAUCCUGGGUUCGCCCUUCGUGAGCACCAUCGUGGUAGAGGCUAAUGCGUGGGACUCCAGCAUGAUAGCGGCAAGCAUCGGCCGGAUUCUGAUCGAGGAGCUCCUGGGGUACCGCGUCGUGAUCGCCGCCAGCCUCUUGCUUUUGACUUUUCUAGUCGUCGCAGCACGGUGUGACAUCGUACAGCGCAGAGGAGCGUAGCACAUCUUACUAGUGCGC